CCGUCCUCCUGCACCCCGCUGCCCGCACCGUAUGUGUCUCUCUGUCGGACAUUAGCAGAGAAUAAAGCGUCCGAGCUGUCCGUACCUUACUAAGCUCGCCUUGGCCGGGACAAAAUCCGCUAUCAGCGUCCUAAAGACUGAGGCGGGGUCCGUGCAUCGCGGGGCAUUCAUGGCCUGAUCUGGACCCGGCGGCGGAGCAGCUGCAGCCGAACGCCUCUCGAGAUGCUCCGGGCUCUCUUCUGCAGACGCACAAUAACACCGACGCCGGCCCGGGGAUACAGCGAUGUUUUUCAGACGGAGAGCCAGGAUGUUGCGGUGGCUGGUUGGUGGUCGGGUGGGUCCAGUCUGGAUGUGGAAAGCGCUGCUGUUCUUUGUCGCCAUUGGCUUCGCUGGCCAGUUGUUGGGGGUCAUCUUCAACAAGAGCAUCCACACAGCUGGUCGCUCCAUCUUCACGUCCCCUGAUGCCCAGGGGCCCUCUCUGGGCUCCUGUCAGCCCCACACACACAUCAUGUUCCUCAAGACACACAAGACCGCCAGCAGCACUGUGCUCAACGUGCUCUACCGCUUUGGGGAGGAGCGCGACCUCCGCUUCGCCCUGCCACUGGGCUACCAGCUGGGAUAUCCCCUCCCAUUCAACGCCCACAGGGUCAAAGGUUACAGAGGUCGUGGAGCUAUGGAGUACCACAUCAUGGGCAAUCACAUGAGAUUUAACAAGCCCGAGGUGGAGAAGGUGAUGCCUGCAGACACGUUCUAUUUCUCCAUCAUCAGGAACCCGGUUGCUCUGGCCGAGUCCUCCUUUGCUUACUAUAAAGAGGUAGCACCUGCCUUUCGGAAAGCCAAGACCUUGGGCGACUUUGCUGACGACCCUAGGAAAUACUACGACCCUCGUCUGCGCAACAACCACUAUGCCCGAAACUUGUUGCUGUUUGACUUUGGCAUGGACCACAAUGCCAAUUUCUCAGAGGCACUGGCUCAUCGAGCUGAGCAAAUGAUCCGCCAGACCUUCAAGCUGAUUCUAGUGUCCGAGUACUUUGACCAGUCCAUGAUCCUGCUGAGACACGCCCUCUGCUGGCCGCUGGACGCCGUCGUCUCGUUCAGCCUCAACGCCCGGCAGCAGAAGCCAAGCAUUCUAGGGGGGAUGAGCGGGAGCUGGGUGGGCAAAGUGGCGACGGCGGCCGGCGUCGCCGGUAAAGGAGGGCGCUCACAGGCCAAGACGGCCACCAAUGUGACCGAGGAGCAGCGGGAGAAGCUGCGGCAGUGGAACGGCCUCGACUGGCACUUGUACAAAACCUUCAACCAGACCUUCUGGGAAGAAAUACAUCGUUUUGGUCACGCCCAGAUGGAGGAGGAAGUAGCUCUUCUCAGGAUGCGCCGGGAAGAUCUGGCACGGGUUUGCCUCAGGGACGGCGGCAAGCCCGUGGAGGCUCAUCGGAUCCGAGACAAAAACAUCCGCCCGUACCAGAGUGGUUUGGUGAAGAUACUUGGCUACGAGCUCCAGCCGGGGCUGGACAAUGCCACCAGGAUGUCUUGCCUCAGGAUGAUCCGGCCCGAGAUCCAGUACAAAGACGUGCUGGAUGCGAAGCAGUUCCCGCGGCCUUUGGCGGGCCAACCCCAGCCUGUGCAACAAAACCAGGGUCCGAUGGUCGCGGCCGGCAGCUCUCUUUUAAGACAAGACUCGUCCAGGACAGGAGAGAGGUCGGUGGGAGGGGAGGCCGGACGGAGGACCGUUGAGGAGGUCGAGAGAGACUGGGCCAGAAGCCGCUCUAUGAGGAGAAACCAGACUUUGAUAGGGAGGCCAGAUAAAGGACGAUUUAGAUAAGGUGUGAGGCGAGUCUGGUUUCUUGAAACGGUACCUUUUGGUCUCUGAACAGAUGGACUGAUGAAACUGGAAACUGAGCCAGCUGCGGUUUACACAUGAGAAGACAGAAAAGCUCCGUCUUUGCACUUCCACUUUUUGAGUUGUUUGCUUGUUUCCCUACAGUAUUUGCUUUUUGUUCUUUUUUCAUGGAUUACUUGACUCUUGGGAUGAAAAGGGUUUUUUUAUAUAAGGAAAGGCACUUUUUAGGGCUGUCUGUACCUUCUGCCUGAAACCUGUUUUAUUCCCUGUUAAUGUUAAUACUUUUAAGAAUGAAAAUGUCCACGUUUCUUUGGCACACAUGCUUUAAACUUCUCGACAAAGUUACACGGAACCCCGGUUUUUGCCUCUCAUGCAGUAUCGUCACAUUGAGCUAAGCAACCGUUCUCAUAAUACAAAAAAAAGCCUGGCAAUCUUUGAAAAACAUUCCAGACAGUCCUUUCGAUUGUUGUGACAUGUAUCAAGGGAAAGCACGGCAGCCAGAAAUAUCAGUUACAGUCCCAUGUACAAACAUUUUAAAUAUUUAUUGAUUGUCAUGUCUGUCUGUAUUGAUUUUUACUUGCGAGCAUGAGCAUUUUCUUAUUUCUCUCCAAGGACACUAGACUUGGUCAAAACACUGCUUUUUUAAAACACGUACAGCAAGAAGAAUUUAUUUUAAUUGAGAGCGACUACACUAAAUGUCUUGAAAGCACCUUCUGGGUUUUUCCAACGAUUGCACACUUUGGCUCUGUUACUUGGGUAACACAUGAGAGGCACACAUUGGGGUCAGAGUGCGGUACAACACCAAUAUCCCUUUAUAAAGUCACUGUAUACUGGUACUUGUUCAUGGACGAAAACAAUUAAGAGUAAGUGUUCUGUUUCUCCGUCCCAAAGUCUUGAGUUCAGCUUCAAAGACACUGUGUCCUGUCCAGAGCCACUGACCUGAACCGCUUCUUAAAUAUCUCUCAAUAAUACAGGAGGUGAAAAACGAUCCGAGGCCCGUUCUUCUGUUCAGUGCCUUUCGGAGUCCUUCCCCUUUCCUUCCUUUCACCUUGUGCAUUACCAUGGUGACCCAUUUAAAAAAUAAAUUCAUGUUAUUGUUGACCAAAAUAAACAUCCAAUAUGUUGAAUGUGAA
Messenger RNA from Pungitius pungitius (ninespine stickleback), 2970 nucleotides. It is a transcript of the gene gal3st4, whose product is annotated as galactose-3-O-sulfotransferase 4. NCBI's taxonomy places the organism in Eukaryota, Metazoa, Chordata, Actinopteri, Perciformes, Gasterosteidae. The record is from RefSeq and is a predicted model, not a curated record. Gene Ontology annotation, biological process: glycolipid biosynthetic process. Gene Ontology annotation, molecular function: galactosylceramide sulfotransferase activity. The coding region runs from base 284 to 1819 and encodes 511 amino acids. The transcript has 4 exons. Gene Ontology annotation, cellular component: membrane.